AUGGCCCCCAAGAUCUUCCUUAUAAAAUUCGGUACUAAUUGUUGUAAAAAUGCAGGCUACAUUGGUGGUGAUGUCCUAUAUCAGCUGAACAAAGUCCACCCCGACUACGAGUACACCCUACUUGUACGAAACGAGGAGCGAGGCAAGCCCGUCGCUGCAGCUUACCCCAAAGCCCGUCUCGUCUACGGCACUCUAGACGAUGGCGAUGUGAUCGAGAAAGAAGCCGCCGCGGCAGACAUUGUCGUUCACACGGCCGACUCAGCCGACAAUGUCCCUUCCGCAAAGGCCAUUGCCAAGGGUAUCGCGGCGGGCCACACGGCCGAAAAGCCGGGCUACUGGAUCCACCUCUGCGGAACGGGCAUCUUGACCUGGUACGACACGGACAACAAGCGCUUCGGACAAGCGCCGCUCCCGGACCAGAAGUACAACGACGUCGAGGACAUCGACCGCAUCCUGUCUCUUCCGGACAGCGCGCUCCACCGGGACGUCGACAAGAUCGUGCUGGCGGCGAACGACUCGCCCGGCGUCAAGACCCUGAUCGCGGGACCCCCGCUGAUCUACGGCCCGGGCCGCGGCCCCGUCAACCAGCGCAGCAUCCAGGUACCCCACAUGGUCGAGUACACGCUGAAGAACGGGCACGCGCCGAUCCACGCCCCCGGCCUGACCGAGUGGAACAAUCUGCACAUCCACGACGUGAGCGAGUUCUUCGUGCAGGCCGUCGAGGCCGCGCAGGACCCCGCCAAGGCCGCCAACCCCGAGAUCUUCGGCCCCAAGGGCUACUUCUUCCUCGAGAGCGGCGUGCACAAGUGGAGCGACUUGGCCCGGUGGGUCGCCGACGAGGCCGCGAAGCAGGGCCUCAUCCCGGAGCCCGCCACCAAGGAGGUCGAUAUCCCCUUCUUCGGCGCCAACUCCAAGGCCGUCGCCGUCAGGGCGAAGAAGUACCUCGGCUGGACGCCUAAGGCCCCGAGCCUGAAGGAGGAUAUCCCGCGAGCCGUGACUUUUGAGGCCAAGAAGUUGGGCAAGGCUUGAUUAAGCAUCUGGAGGAGAUGACGCUAUGCAAGUUUCUAUGACAGCUGUGUUAACAGAGUUUCUCACGGUAAUUCCUCAUUAAUGGCAGCCGACGAAUAUGAAAUUUAAUCCCAAAGUCCAAUCUGUUCAUUAUCGACUAAUUC
Daldinia caldariorum is the source of this 1172-nucleotide messenger RNA. RefSeq names its product NAD(P)-binding protein. The coding region runs from base 1 to 1029 and encodes 342 amino acids. The transcript is spliced from 3 exons. The record is from RefSeq and is a predicted model, not a curated record. NCBI's taxonomy places the organism in Eukaryota, Fungi, Ascomycota, Sordariomycetes, Xylariales, Hypoxylaceae.